This is a messenger RNA of Miscanthus lutarioriparius, 288 nucleotides long. The record is from the annotation of a GenBank genome assembly. Lineage: Eukaryota; Viridiplantae; Streptophyta; Magnoliopsida; Poales; Poaceae.
AUGGACGGGUACCACGGCGGCUCGAAUGAAGACGGCGACUUCAACGACGGCUCCUUGGACAACGCUUCCGGCUACGGAGACGGCUCUGAAACCAGGGACUUCCUGUCCCAGGCGCCACCGUACGUCGGAUCUGGGGCCCACACCGGCUUCCGCAACAACUCCGACGACGUCUUCGGCUACGGCUUCGGCAGCAACGCGCCCUCCCUUAGCCACCUGGGGUUCAGCGAGCUGGACCUCAACGCCAGCCAUUCGUGGCCGGGCUUGGCUCGUUACCAGGAGAUCCUCUAG